CAUGGGUGUGCAUGGUGUGGUCACUGCAUCUGGAACAUGUACCUGGGUAUGGGGGUUCCUCCAUGCACUGCCAUGAGCCAGCCUCUGUAAGGUGCCAGACUAGGAGACAGUGGGGCAAGAGAGUCCGUGUUUCCGAGAUGGGGCAAAAGUUCACACUUAAGGGGAAUGAAGCAAGUAGGAAGGAAGGGGUGUGUUGGAAGUGGCAACAGGAGCCUUGGGUAAGAGGUGGCCUUUCCUCCCCCUUCCAAGGCCUGUGGAGUCGACUUUGAGAUUCGUGCCUUCUAGCCCAAAUCUCUAGAAGAAAAAAGCCACAAAAGGAACUCGGUGCGACUUAUCAUCAGAAAGGUACAGUUUGCUCCAGAGAUCCCAUGCCCCCAGCCCUCAGCAGAAACCACACGCCACUUCCUCAUGUCUGACCGGAGGUCCCUGCACCUAGAGGCUUCCCUGGACAAAGAGGAGAGGUGUAAAAGAGUGACAGAGAUGCCACAAAGCAGGCCAGAGCCUGGGGGAGGGGUGAAGCGACAGGCAGGAUGGUGGUUUGGGAUUUUUUUUUUAAAGGUGGUUGCCUCACUUGGGUGGAGGUGCUAUGGACUGGGGUUGGAGGUGGGGCAGAGCAGCCUCUAUCAGAGAGGUACCCAAGUUGGAGCCACUGAAGCAAGUGCAAACUGUGUCAUCCCCUCCCUUCAAAAGCUGUAUUUCUUAGGGGAGCCACUCAAUGUCAACGUCCAUGUCACCAACAACUCGGCCAAGACCGUCAAGAAGAUUAGAGUCUCUGUGAGACAGUAUGCCGACAUUUGCCUCUUCAGCACCGCGCAGUACAAGUGUCCUGUGGCUCAGCUUGAGCAAGAUGACCAGGUAUCUCCCAGUUCCACGUUCUGCAAGGUGUACACCAUAACCCCACUGCUCAGUGACAACCGGGAGAAGCGUGGCCUUGCCCUGGACGGGCAGCUCAAGCAUGAAGACACCAACCUGGCUUCUAGCACCAUUGUGAAAGAGGGAGCCAACAAGGAGGUUCUGGGAAUCCUGGUAUCCUACAGGGUCAAGGUGAAGCUGGUGGUGUCUCGAGGCGGGGAUGUCUCCGUGGAGCUACCGUUCGUUCUCAUGCACCCCAAGCCUCAUGACCAUAUCACCCUUCCCAGACCCCAGUCAGUCCCCCAGGAAACAGAUGUCCCUGUGGAUACCAACCUCAUCGAAUUCGAUACCAACUACGCCACAGAUGACGACAUUGUGUUUGAGGACUUUGCCCGGCUUCGGCUGAAGGGGAUGAAGGAUGACGACUGUGACGACCAAUUCUGCUAGGAAAAGGGGCUGGGAGAGCUCUGCUGCCCUAGCCCUGCUCCCUAGGGAGGCAUGCUGUGGGCACACCUAAAGUUUUGGGAAGGGGACACUGAAAGUGAGGAGCGACUGUAGAGAAAAGGAGUAGAAAGAACUCCCACACUUGGCCUCAUACCAACCUGCC
Cricetulus griseus (Chinese hamster) is the source of this 1459-nucleotide messenger RNA. Lineage: Eukaryota; Metazoa; Chordata; Mammalia; Rodentia; Cricetidae. The record is from RefSeq and is a predicted model, not a curated record.